Molecule: messenger RNA, 627 nt
Organism: Mesorhabditis belari
Lineage: Eukaryota; Metazoa; Nematoda; Chromadorea; Rhabditida; Rhabditidae
Source: the annotation of a GenBank genome assembly
AUGGCCCCUCCACGACCACCGCAGCUACUGCGUCUGGUUGUGGUUGGUGGAGGAGGAGUGGGGAAAAGUGCGCUCACGAUACAAUUUAUACAGCAAUAUUUCGUCACUGACUACGAUCCGACCAUCGAGGAUUCGUAUACAAAACAGUGCUUUGUCGAUGAUGAUAUUGUCAAAUUAGAGGUAUUGGACACAGCCGGUCAAGAAGAGUUCAGCACAAUGCGCGAGCAAUAUUUGCGAACGGGAAACGGUUUUCUCAUCAUUUUUGCGGUCACCGAUCGAAACAGUUUUGAUGAGGUUCGUCGAUUGCACAAGAUGAUCACUCGAAUCAAGGAUCGAGAUGAAUUCCCGAUCAUUCUCAUCGGAAAUAAAGCCGACUUGGAUUACGAGAGACAUGUAUCACGCGAAGAAGGGGAAAAUCUGGCUCGAGAAUUGGGAACACCGUAUUUGGAGUGUUCGGCGAAAGUGAGACUCAAUGUCGACAAAGCUUUUCAUGAUCUUGUACGGAUAGUCAGAAAAUAUCAACAACUCGAUCGUCAACCAAUCAAUCCACACUCCUCAAAUGAUCAUCAUCCAGAUUCCAGGAAUUUGGGUGGAAAAAGGAAAAAGAAAAACAAUUGUGGAAUACAG